Messenger RNA from Chlorocebus sabaeus (green monkey), 6196 nucleotides. RefSeq names its product RAB27B, member RAS oncogene family (gene RAB27B). Gene Ontology annotation, molecular function: GTPase activity; GTP binding. Lineage: Eukaryota; Metazoa; Chordata; Mammalia; Primates; Cercopithecidae. The record is from RefSeq and is a predicted model, not a curated record.
AAUUGAGUGGGUAAGUUGAACAUUGGUAUAUUUUUUCAAAACUUCUUAGGUGGUUCUAGUGCAAGAACCACCGUCUAUUCUAUGAUCUAACAACUGACUUUGCUUUCCUUUUCUCUGAUCUAUUUCUCUUUCCCAUUAAUGUUUUAUAUUGAUAGUUCAUUCCUCCUUCCCGUUGGUUAGCAAUUCAUGUCCUGUUUCCUGAAUAAUCACAAGCAUGGGAAGCAACCAUCCACCGUAGAGGAACUAAACAUAGAGGCAGGCCUCCUCCAAGGCUGAGAUGCCAACAGGACACCCUGAGAAAUCCACAAUUGAAGUGUGUUCUUGGAUCUGGUCACAGAGUCAUAGAGGGUGAGGGCUUGAAGAGACCUCAGCUAUUGCACAACUCUUCCAUUUUGCUGAUGACAAAAGAGAAGCAUGAAGAUGACAUGGAUGACAGGAUCAAAGAACUAGUGCUGGUGGAGCUAGAUGAGAACCAAGACCUCGGGUACCCAGGCUUUCUCUGUCUCCACUCCAUCCUGGUCUCAUAGGAGAGUAUUAGAGUCUUUUCAUAUAAGUGUCCAGGCAGAGAAAAAUCAUUCCAUUCUGCAUAGACCGACCAAGACCAUCACUAUGACCGAUGGAGACUAUGAUUAUCUGAUCAAACUCCUGGCCCUCGGAGAUUCAGGGGUGGGGAAGACAACAUUUCUUUAUAGAUACACAGACAAUAAAUUCAAUCCCAAAUUCAUCACUACAGUAGGAAUAGACUUUCGGGAAAAACGUGUGGUUUAUAAUGCACAAGGACCAAAUGGAUCUUCAGGGAAAGCAUUUAAAGUGCAUCUUCAGCUUUGGGACACUGCGGGACAAGAGCGGUUCCGGAGUCUCACCACUGCAUUUUUCAGAGACGCCAUGGGCUUCUUAUUAAUGUUUGACCUCACCAGUCAACAGAGCUUCUUAAACGUCAGAAACUGGAUGAGCCAACUGCAAGCAAAUGCUUAUUGUGAAAAUCCAGAUAUAGUAUUAAUUGGCAACAAGGCAGACCUACCAGACCAGAGGGAAGUCAAUGAACGGCAAGCUCGGGAACUGGCUGACAAAUAUGGCAUACCAUAUUUUGAAACAAGUGCAGCAACUGGACAGAAUGUGGAGAAAGCUGUAGAAACCCUUUUGGACUUAAUCAUGAAGCGAAUGGAACAGUGUGUGGAGAAGACACAAAUCCCUGAUACUGUCAAUGGUGGAAAUUCUGGAAAGUUGGAUGGGGAAAAGCCACCAGAGAAGAAAUGUAUCUGCUAGACUCUAAAUAGAAACUGAACAUCAAGAACCCCACCAAAAUAUUACUUUUAUAAACAAUGACAAACCACACAAUUGUCAUUGAGUAAACCAUGCACAAUGGCAUGUCUUUCUUUUUCUGCCAGAAAAUCUAUUUUAAGAAACCAGAAUAGUCAACAGUGUUCAAAAGAAUUGACUAGUUAUCCUCGAGACCAUUUCAAACAAGAUCAAAGAUUUCCCACAUGUGAUCUCAUCAUCAUGGAUACUCAAUUUGUUUUUCUUAUAGAGAAAAUGAGUAUAUAAGACAACAUACAAGAAGAAAUAUCAGUGAGUUUUAAAUCAGAACAAGUUACCUGUCACAUUGGAGAAAAGGGUGGGCUACUAAAGGGAGAACACAGAAACAAGAAUUUCUAAAAGGUUGGGUUUACUUCUUAUAUUGAAUCAGAUGUAUACUUUUAGAUUUGCAUUGGGGAAAACGUAUUAACUAAAAAUGGAUACACAAUGAAGAAUUCUAUUUGGCCAAUUAAGAAUGACAUGCUGUGUACACCCAAUAAGCUGUACUAGAAUGAAUAGAUUACUGAUAAGGUUACAAAUAGGUAAAUGUCACACUUCUGCUAAAAUGCAGGAGAUAGUGUCAUAAUGCUAUCUUUAUAUUCUUAAUAUAUAGCACGUUGACAAGAACAGAACUGUAAAUGACAAAGUACAAGACAAAUACCCUGGGAAAAAAAUGAAAGUACGAGAAAUUGGCAUUUGUACAGCUGAAAUUCAAUGUAUCUGUUAGAGAUGUCUGGAAGGGUUACUUAGCCAAAUUUUACUCAAGCCAAUUAGAAACUGACAUUAUCAGCUGGUAUUCAGAGAACUCCAGAGGUUUCCAAUUCAAACAAAAUUUUGGAAAUCCGUUUGGUGUUCAGCUUCACAUUUCGUUUUUUCUUAGCACAUGCUGAUAAAAUAGUCACAAGGAGAAAUUAACAGUUACGGUUUAUUAAAUCUCUUCUAAAAUACAGUCAAGGAAAACUUUUUUUUAGAUAAAUAUUUUAUGGUGAUAUGAAACAAAAAGUGACAAUUAUUGCAGGUUUCCUUUUAGUUUACAAAAGCACUGGAAACUCUAAAUCGUAUUUCUUCCCUCCAAAUCCCACUUAUUCCUGACUUUGAAUCAGCUGCAGAAUUGCAGGUGUGUUACUUUGUUGAUCAGUAACUUUGGAACAAUUAUGGAUCAAUUCUGUGGUCACUCUGAAUUUUCAUGUCAUUAAUCACAUAAAAAUUGAUAAUACCUCAUUCUAUAUUACAAUAGAUUUUAUUUUGCCAAAGGCAAAACACCUAUAGUUGAGCUGUAUUUGGGGGGUUGGGUGAGGAAGGACCUACAUCUUAUCUCACCAAAAAACUGGCCAGUAUUUUUUUUAAAUGUAAAGCUUCCUUUUCUUUCUAAAAAAAAUAACAAAAUCAUUUUUCAUUGGCCUAUUCUGUCCUUGUGUCUAAACUAACAUUACAUUAAUUUUUGAUCUUAGUUUCUGAUAAACACAAGCCAUUCCUAUCAAAAUAUUAUUUAUUCAGUCAAUUUUACCAAUAAGAAAGACAAUAUAUUUUCAUUUUUUAAAUUAUGAGCAUACAAUUUUUUGACAGGCUGUUUCCUUGUCCUAUAAUUUUUUUCCCAUCAAACCUACUUUUUUCAUACUCUGUGCAUAUUUUUUGUGAAGUUAUACACAUUGAAGACCCUAAAAAUCCCAUUCCAUCAUUCAGCUUCCCUCUACCAACUUCUAUCUGGUAUUGAUUCAGUUUCAAAAACACAGACAGAUACAAGGAAAUGUCUCUUUAUAAUGUUCUUAGGAUGGACUAGACCCAUAAAUGUGCCAUGAAUCAAAUUAUUAAUAAUUUGAAAGCUUUCAUGCUGUUAGUCCCCGAUGAAAUUCUCAGCAUUAAUUGGGCAGCUCCUCUGAUUUCUGCAGCAUCGCAACAGGUUCUAAGAUGGAUCGUGGCUGGGUAUUCCCUCCCAUAUUGUUUCCUCUGGGAUGCUCUUCAUUAUCUCAGUGCCUGUGCCAUGAAGAUAGAAAACUGUAAGCUAACAUUUAAGAUGUUUCUUCUGGGAGGAAAGUCAGCAGGAACAAGUUAUAUUGCCACUGCUGUGGCAAAUUUUGGUGAACUUUUGUGGUCAUUAUAUCAAUUUUUUCUUUGGAUUCAAAUUGUAAUGUCCCCUGCAUUUCCUUAAUCAGGAAUGUGAAGCCUUUAUAAAACUCUAAAAGUAUUCUGUUUUGAUAUGUCUUUUUGUUUCUAUUCAUUUUCAGUUAUAUGAUUGAUUUACUUAUGCCAAGAUUCUGUCACUGUCAGUUAUUUAAUGAGUGUUUUUUCAGGGUCUGUUUUAAGAUCAUUAUUUGAUAGCUGUAGCAUGAAGCAGAGGCUGAUGAUACCUAUAAUUACAGGGGUAUUCCUGUAAAAGUAACAAUUAUUGGGUAAUAAUUUCAAAAGGAAUGAGAAGUGACAAAAUUGAUUUAAAAUAUUGUUCUACUUAUAAAUAAAUGCUUGAUCUAAAAAAAAAAUUUAUCCAUAAAGUUUGACACCUGACCCCAGAUUCUAUGUAAUCAUUAUUAGAAAUUCUUUCUCUCAUUAUUUCAGGAUUAAUAGUUCUGUAUAAUUCAUUUUACAAUUUCAAAUUGAUCUGGUGCCAUAAAGUAUACAGACUACUUUAAAGAUUUCCAAAUCCCCUAACUUACCCCACAAUAGCAUGUAUUUUUAGCUAAGAUAUGUCCUGUUACUAAGUAUCUCCCAAUGCUUUAGUAAAACAUACUGUAUUUAGGAGAAAUGUUGAAAAUGUACAUGAAGCUCCUUUCUGAUAUAGAAACCAUUUCCGGAGUAUUUAUACUGGUUUGAUGUUUACAUUGCUGUAACUCAGUGCCUCAGAUACCUCUGUGACCAAAUUUGCCUCCAACCACAUAGCUCAUUUCCUAUAACGUUAUAUCAUAGGAAACCCUCACAGAGACACUAACACAGCUAAAGAUCUUCUGAUAUUAUCACCAAGGGAUGCAGUGACUUUAUUGGAAUCUGGAGAGUUUAACCACCUUCUGUUGGUCUCCUCACUUACUUCUUAUGAAGUUGGCAUUACCUGAGACUCCUAGCUGUGAUUAGGUACAAGGGUACCUAACAGGGUAGCAAAAGAAAGAUCCUUUGAAAAAUUUAUCAAAAAUAAUCCAGAGAACAAAAUGUUUGUCUUGGUCUGAUGAUGAUAAGAAAUCAAGGAUUCGCAGAGAAAAUACUAAAUGUCAAGAGUUGAGCAUGUGGGUCUCUCUGUAAGAGUUUUAAAACUCUUGCGAGUUACCACUUUCCCAAUUUACUAUUAUUUUUGUACUAUCAGCUAUUGCCCUGCAAAAUAUUCAAAACCAGCCAUUUCUAAAGUAAACAUUUUAUGUUAUUUUUAACCAGAUAGGUGUCUUUGUCAUCCUUCUACUAUAAAUUGUUCUUUGCCAACCUGUACAGGUAGAUGAACCAGGCAAGAAUUUUAAUCAGCCCUUUCUUGUCCCCUUUGUAAGAAAGAGAUACUUGACCAUGGAGAAAGACAAGACUACAUUAAAAAUAAUUUAAUAGCCACAAUAUGAUGUUCUUUAAGCUGUAAAUUGAGUACACUGGGAAUCAACAAAUUUGAUGAAGCUUGUCUAUCUCUUCACCAGUGGAGUGAGUGCAGCAGUUAGAAAGAGAAGCAGUACUGUGCAACUGGUGCAGUGGUUAGUUAAGCAUAGUAUAUAACCUUGUGUUCAUGAAACAGAUUGUUCAUUGUUCUGCAUCUCUCUUCAUUUAAAAAAGGGCACAUAAUUCUUUCCUUAUUGAAUAUUACACCAAGCAUUUGAGGGGAAAAUCCUCAUUCGUAAAGGAUUUUGGAUUUAUAAUCUAAAACUCAACUAUAAAGAAAUAAUAUUCCAAGUCUCUGGUUUCCUAAGAUACAUAACAACUGUUUAUAAAUAAGAUCUGAGAGCUGGUAUUUUCCAAAGUGAUAGAAGAGUUGUUUUUUCCUCUCUACUAACAAGCUUUAAGACAUUAAAAGAAGUCUAGUGUAUUUGAAUAUUUUAGAGAAAGCUUUAUCAUUUUUUAAGAUGCCAAGAUGCUGCCUAUGUUUGCAAAAGUUGUCUAAGAAUUCACCAUAAGCUAUAUUUUCUUCUGGAUCUUUAACCAAGGUGAUGUCAGCUUAUUUCUGGGGGAAGUGCUGAGCUCUUAUACAUGAAAAUGGAUAUAGGCUAUUAUUUGGGAUGAGUGUUGUUUCAAUGCUUUAUAAAUCCAUGAAGCUGCUUGUCUCAUAAAGUAAAACUGAUACAAAUUUUGAUUGGAUAUAUAGAGAAUUUUAUAAAUUUGUUGCCUUAGAAUUUCUGGGUGGAGACCCAACUACAAUGACAUUGUCAUGCAAGAACUAUAAAGAUAAUUAGAGUUAAAAGUUGUUUAAAUUGUGCCCUUGAAUACAGCAGAACCUGGAGAAGGUCAUACUUCAAAGGUCAAUUUUGAGAAGGUUGAUUGUGAGUCCGAAUAAAGACAGACCUAGUAACAGAUAGUUUUUUUUUUUGUAACCAGAUCCAUAGCAGAUAUGUGUCCAUUUUUUUCUACCAAGUAGAGGUUUAUGCCCUUAGAACUAAACUAGUAAAAAUAUCUGAACAAAAAACAUUUCGUUAUUGGCAUAAAAAUAUGGGACACUUAGAGAUAUUUUGUUUAUUGCAUAUAAUUCUAAUUUAUAGAAAAAUUAGAUUUAUGAUAUUUUCAUAAAGCACUUGAUUCAAGGAGUACCAUCACAAGGAGUACCAUCACAAAGACGUUUUCCUGCAGAGUUCUUUGUAUCAACAGUCCAUGGUUGAGAUAUUUUCUCAUUUCCUAUAUAGAGAGAAUAUCACUAACACAAAAGCAAAAACAUUAGUGCCAGAAUAGUGGAACUAUUUUGUCAUCUUUUCAGAAAAAAUAAUAUACAAAUAAAUCAUCUUUUCACUGA